Molecule: messenger RNA, 14607 nt
Organism: Caenorhabditis auriculariae
Lineage: Eukaryota; Metazoa; Nematoda; Chromadorea; Rhabditida; Rhabditidae
Source: the annotation of a GenBank genome assembly
AUGGCCCUACCGAGGUUGAGGUAAACUUUCCCGUUUCACAACUUCUUUUUAAACCUUUGUUUAACUUAUUUCGUGAUUUCAAAGUUUUUUGGAGAGGGUUUAUUAUGUUUUAAAGGUUUUUUUAUCAAAUAUUUCGGUUUUUAUUUCGAUUUUUAGGCUUUUUUGAAACAUUAUUUGCUAAUUUUUAUGAUUUUUUGACUUUUUUGAAAAAAUGGCCUUUUUUGAAAUUAAUUUUGCGCAUUUUAUUGUCAUUUUUUGAGCUCAAAAUAUUUCCGGUGGCUAAAAAAUAGCCUCAAUUUUGCUUUAAUUUGAUCUUUCUAGAUUUAUGACUUUCAUUUCGCUCGAAAAAAUUUUUAAUUUCGAAAAAAAAGCCGGGAAAAGGAACGCAAUAAGCUCUCUGAUAUUUCUCAAGCCGGGGCUAAUUUCCUGCCGACGAGAGGCUAAUUUUUCUCUCUUUGAAGCUAAUUUUUCGGACAGAGCCUUUUCCCCUGCUUUUUCGCUCUAUUGGACAUUUGCUCUUUCGAACCUGGAAAAAAGGCAAAAAUCGAGUUCCCUUGAUGGGGAUUGAACCCUGGACCUUUUUACUGUUGAUUUUUUGGCUUCCAGUUGAUUUAAACAUUGGAAAAUUAUCAGGAUUUCUAAAAAUGACCUUUCCUUGAAGCCGACUUUUUUAAAAAGCCGAGGCUAUUUUUUCCAAACUUUUUCGCUCCACCGCUCAGUGUCUGUUUUUCAAAAUCCCUUACUCUACCAAAAAAAAGCCGAAAGAUGCGUUAAAUACGUUUCGGACACUACUAGACGAACUUGGAAAAAUGGCAAAAAUCGAAUUUCCUUGAUGGGAGUCGAACCCUUGACCUGUUUACUGUUGAUUUUUUGAUUUUCAAUUGAUUUUAACAUCGUAGAAAGUAUCAAAUUUUUUGAAAAUAUAUGAACAAUGCUUUUUCUUGAAGUCAGAGAGCCUAGGCCAUUUUUUCCAACCUUCUUCGCUCCACCGCACUCGAAAAAUGGCAAAAUUGAAACCCCCUGAAUGGAGGUUGAACCCUUGACCUUUUGACUGUUGAUUUUUUGGUUUCCAGUUUAUUUAAACGAUAAAAAGCCGAGGCUAUUUUUUCGAACCUUCUUCGCUCCACCGCACAGUGGCUAUUUUUCGUUUUUUAUCCAAAAUCCCUUCGCCACCAGCCAAAAAAGGCCGACAAAUACGUUAGAAUCGGCCGCAAAAAAGGCUGGGAAUUUGGAAUUUUUCGGCCAAAUGAGCCCCUCGAGAGAGCUUUUCUGGGCGCAGUCCCUCUCUAUGUGUGUGGAAAUCGAUAUGGAGAGCCUCCCAAGUUUUUUUUCUCCCUUUUUUUGUGGCCGCCACUCUUCUCCAUGCUGACGUCAUUCACUCUUUGAAAUUUCGCGUAUUUUUUUUUUCGGUCGGGGAAAAAAAAGGAGGCCUUUUUUGGGGUUAAUUAUCCCCUUUUUGGGACGAAAAAUGGUUCAAAAUUGAUUUUUUUUUUCCUAAUUCUGGAGCAUGGAAAAUCAGCAUAGGAAUUUAAUGACGUCACUUUUAAAUUUAUGUGACGUCAUAAGGAUGAGAGAGGCCUUGAGAAGAGAGUCGGACGGGAAUAAAAAUAAUUUUGAUUUUUUUUUUCGGUCAAAGAAGAUUUUUUUUCUGAAAAUGACGUCAUUUGCCUAGAUUAUGAUGAUUAUGACGUCAUAGACAGUCGAUUUUAACAGGAAUUUUUGAAAAAUCUGAAAAACUGUCUGAUCUGUCUGGACACUCAUAAUCUCUCAGCGGCUCUUUCAAGAUUGUAUCGGCGAGAGAAAAAGAGGGUGCAGACAGUCAGAGAAGUUGGGAUGAAAUUUUUGAGCAAAUCAGUCUUUAUUCUUGAGAGAUUCUGAAAAAUGACGUCAUUUUUUUUAAAAAAUCACUCAUUGUUUACCUAAUACACUCUAACUUGUCUGCGCUCUCUCAAUGUCUAAACGCUGAUUUUUGAAAAGAGGUAAUGAGGGCACAGACAGUCAGAGUAGAAGAAAAAAAAUGAAAAAAAAAAUGACGUCAUAAUAAGGCGUUUUCCGAGUUCUUGAAAUGAAAAUGACGUCAUAGUGGUCGAUAAAUGACAUUUUAAAGUACUCUAACCUGUCUGCACUCUCUUGAUCUCUCAACGGUUUUCUUAAGACCACUUGGAAAAGAAAAAGAGACCUCAGACGGUUAGAUUUGAAAGGAGCCGGAAAAAGUGACGUCAUAAGUAUAAUCCUCAUAAUGACGUCACCAAUCUACCAUUUGAAAUAAUCUAACCUGUCUGGACCCUCUUGAUCUCUCUAAGGUGCUUUCAAGUCCUUCAUGACCACUUGAGAGAGAAAAAGAGAGCGCAGACAGUCAGAUUUGAAAAAAAAGCCAGAAAAAGUGACGUCAUAAAUAGCCUUCCUCUAAAAGACGUCACAAAUUGACACUUUAGACUACUCUAGCUUGUCUGGACCCUCUUGAUCUCUCUAAGGUGCUUUCAAAAACACAUUGUAGAGAAAAAGAGAGCGCAGACAGUUAGACUACUUCAAGUGGCUGUGAACGAACUAUAUCACCAUAUUAUCGAUUUUUCCCUCAGGGUGAAUGCAAACUCGGAGGAGCGGCUGGUGCACCCGAACCAUAUGGUGUACCAGAAGAUGGAGGGACUCGUACAGCACAUGUUGGACCCCGAAAACGGGGUACCAAUUAAGACCGUCAAGAGCUUCCUGUCAAAAGUAACGUCUUUAAAGUGCGGACGUUUCAUUUAUUCGCACUUUUACAGGUUCCCAGCGUUUUCACCGGCCAGGAUCUCAUCUCCUGGAUCAUGAAGAACCUCGACAUGUCCGAUCUUUGUGAGUUUGGGAGAUGAUUGGCUUCCUGGAGCCCUCAGAAAAAUGGCAAAAAAAGUUACGCGUGGAGGGGAGUCGAACCUGUGACCUUUUGAGUAUUGAUUUGACGCUUAUUGAGAGCUUCUGAGCUCUGAAAAUCACGAAAAAAGUAUUUAGCUUUUUUAAAGUGAUUUUUUAACAUACCGGGAAAACUCUAGAGGUCACUUAAGAGGGUUCCUCAAGGACACUAAAGCGGCCACUGAAACCACCCCUGUAGACCUUAUUUUGCGUCUUAGUGGCCACUAUAGUAGUCUAGAAGUAUCACUUAGACUCCUAAAGAGGCCCCUAAAUUUUAGCCACUCGAGUGGCCACUACUUGGACUACUAGAGUGACGAAAAACCCUAAAGUGGUCACUGAAAAAUCUUGGCAUACUCAAAUAAACAUUUUCCGGUUUCGCAAAACUUUUUUGAAUUUUGGUCGUCAAUGUGAUUGUAAUAUGCGAGCGCAAGUUGAAGAGUUUAUUCGCAAAAAUGAUUUCCCGGAGAAGAUUCGAACCCCCGACCCUUUGCCCCCUGUUCAAGACUCCAACCAACUGAGCCAUCCUUGCAGCCGACGCCCUCCACCUGGCGCACCUGGUAGCCUCCCACGGCUACCUGUUCCAAAUCGACGAUCACGUGUUGACAGUGAAAAACGACGGGACUUUCUACCGGUUUCAGACCCCCUACUUUUGGCCUUCCAACUGCUGGGAGCCUGAGAACACCGAUUACGGUAGGGGAUUACUGUAGAGUCUUGUAUUUCGGUUUACUGUAGGCUGUUUCCGCAGCAGUAUCCGUUAUAAGAGGUACCAUACUGUCUUUUCAGUUUUCCUGAUAGUUGACUUGACUAAGCUACAGUAACCUUUUCUUACUGUAUCUUACUGUAGUUUUGUUUGUUUUUUUUCACUGGAGAACGUGUUCGAAACUGUAGUUUCAUUCGCGUUGCGGCUUGCGUCGCGGCUGGUGACGUCAUUAUUUUGAAUGACGUCAUCAAAAAACCCAUCAGAAACCCUUAAGAGCUCACUAGAAUCUUCCAUUUUUCUUCAUUAAAUUAAUGACGUCAUUUUUUUAAUUUUCAAAAAAUCAAAAAAUUGAAAAUAAAUGGUCCUGCAACGACUAUCUAACUUGGCCCAUGAAUAAUACGGUAUAAUCAUAUUUUAAGCUUACUGUAUUCAGCCUACAGUACCCUACCGUAUUUCAGCCGUCUACCUAUGUAAAAGAACGAUGCAAAACAAGGCGCACCUGGAGUUGGAAGACUUCGAGGCGGAGAACUUGGCAAAACUCCAAAAAAUGUUCAGCCGAAAAUGGGAGUUUGUCUUCAUGCAGGCCGAGGCACAGUACAAGUGAGACUACCGUAAUUUGCACUACUGUAACCUUGAGCUUUUGUAGAGUCGACAAGAAGCGGGAUCGGUUAGAACGGCAAAUUUUGGAUAGUCAAGAAAGAGCUUUUUGGGACGUCCAUCGGCCGGUCCCCGGCUGUGUCAAUACGACUGAGGUGAGGCCGCAUUUGGAAUGGCUCGCGAUGUUUGAUCUUUUGGGCUUUCGUUUAUGGCAGCGCGCAAGUUGCUUUUAGUCGGACGCAAAAAAUUUUUUUCCAAAAUUUCUUUUUUGAUCAUCUCCUAGAUUUUUUUAGUUCGGAGUUUUUAAAGGCGCAGGUCCUCCGAAACUGUCUGACAUCUCUGCGUCUCUUCUCUCUCGCUGGCAAGGUCAUUGAAAUGAGAAAAUAGCACGAAAAUAUGAGAGAGAGCAGAGAAGUCAGAUCGCUUCAAACUAUGGAAAAAAGUUUUGUCGCUUCUGGGUAGUCUACAAAAUUUCCUCCGAAACUGUCUGACCUCUCUGCGUCUCUUCUCUUUCUCACUGACGAGGUGAUAGAGACACUAGAGCGCAGAGAAGUCAGAUCACUUCAAAAUUCCUGUGUAGUUUUCAAACCGCGUGCCUGUGUUAAAACUUCCUCCGAAACUGUCUGACAUCUCUGCGUCUCUUCUCUCUCAGGUGAUAGAGACACUAGAGCGCAGAGAAGUCAGAUAAUAUGAACAUCAUUGAAGAAUGAUCAUUCCAGGUGGACUUCCGGAAGCUGUCAAGAUCGGGCCGGCCCAAGUACAGCAGCGGGGGCCACGCGGCCCUCAACGCCGCGGCCUCCAGCGGCUGCGGUCCAUUCUCGACGAGUGCCGCGGCCGCGGCCGCGCACGCACACGCGACGCAGCCGUCGACGUCGAACGGGUCAACGGCCGGCGGGGCGUCGCCGUCGACCGCCCCAGCCGCGUCCUCCUCGUCCGCGUCGCCCGGACAAUCCUCGCCUUUGACCUCGUGGGUUCCAGCUGCUUUAUUGACCCCAGCCUUGGUUCAGAAGUACGGGUGGAGCGUCGAGCGGGAGCGGCUCGUUCCGGAACAACUACUACGCAAGGCCGGGCCUUCGGCGGUGUACCCAAGUCCAGGACACGCUCAAACUUGAGGUUUUCAGAACGUUUUUCGAAUAGUCCAUUGAUUACCACUUCCUCGUGUUUUAAAGGCGCAUCGUCAAAAAUCGUAUGCUCCUUUAAAACUUACUAUUUUCGAACCUACUAGAUUCUCAAAGAGCAUAGUCCUUAUAUAAAAUCUCACUGACUGGUUUAAAGGCGCAUGGCCCAAGUUCUGCUAGUAUUUUUAAAGGCGCAGGGUCCGCGCCUCGAAAGUCGUAUGCUCCUUCAAACUGGUUGCCUUUCAAAAUUCUCGUAAGUCAUAGUUCAUCCAUAAAGUCCUACUGAACUAUUUAAAGGCGCAUGGCCCAAGCUUAGGUUAGUGUUUUUAAAGGCGCAUGGCUUGGUCGUCAAAAAUCGUUUUAAAGGCGCAUCGUCGAAAAUCGUAUGCUCCUUUAAAAUUUGCUCAGUAUUUUUCAAGCUUACUAGAUUCUCAAAAAUAAUACACUGCGACCCAUAAUUAUAGACCCACCCUAAUUUCUCCGAUUUUAAGAAAGAUUGAAAAACUUUGAGCCACCAAACUUUUUUUGUGAUAAACCUUGUUGAUAAGGAACAUAAUCAUAUCAUAAUUAUCAAUCACCCAGUUGAAAAGUUUUUUUCAAGAUACGAGAAAAUCUGAUUUUUUUGACCGACCCAGAAUUAUAGACCCACCCCAGAGUUUUUCCGAGUUUUUCGUUUCAGGUAACACGUUUUUUUCCUGUUUUUUUCAGUGUUAUAUAAGAGAAAAAAAGUCCUCGUGUAUCACUAUAAGCCAUAAUGCCUAAAUCUACUCAACUUGAUAAUACCGAAAAAGCGGUAAUCGAUGCUCUACUCAACAACGGCUUGUCCCAUCGGGAGAUCGCUCGUCAGACGGGUCGCUCAAGACGAACUAUUGACCGUUAUGCGAGGAAUCCGCAAGAAUACGGCACAGCAAUAGAUUCUGGACGGCACAGGCUGCUAUCGGUUCAAGCUGAACGAGACGUCUGUCGAAAAGCAUCAAACUCUACGAAGUCCGCCAACCAAAUCAGAUCCGAAUUUCCUGAAAACGUCUCGAAGAACACCAUCUUACGAACAAUUCAUCGGUCCGGUCGACUUGUGAAUACUCCAAUGAAGGCAGCACCUCGUCUACAGCAACGCCAUAAGAAUGAACGGCUCCAGUUUGCACGCUCUAACAUGGCCACGGAUUGGAAUAAGGUAUUAAUUUUUUCUAUCACCUUAUGAUUCCCAAUUUUUCUGUUCGGAUCUUCUUCAGAGACGAGAAGAAAUUCAACCUUGAUGGGCCAGAUGGGUACGCUCACUACUGGAGAGAUUUGAGGAAAGAUCCGAGUACGUCCAAGAGAAACUUCGGCGGCGGCAGCCUCAUGGUCUGGGCGGCUUUCUGCGGCAACAGGGACGGUAGCUCUUUCUUUUUAUUGGGACCAGAACGAAUUCGCAAGACUACCAGCAACUGCUUGCCCAGCAUCUCCUGCCCUAUCUCCGUCGCCGACGACGUGCUAAUAUGAUUUACCAACAAGACAAUGCAUCUGUUCACGCGAGCAACUCCACAUUGGCUUGGUUUGCGGCCAAGAACGUGGUUCUUCUGGACUGGCCCGCGUGCAGUCCUGACCUCAACCCUGUAGAGAAUUUAUGGUCAGUCCUUGUACGAAGGGUCUACGCGAAUGCCAAGCAGUAUACAACGGUCAACGAUCUGAAAAAGAGCGAUUCGUGCCGAGUGGGAUGGUUUGGACAAGUCACUGCUGCAAUCACUCGUUGGCAGCACGCCGAACAGGAUUUUUCGAAGUCGCUCAGAAACAAGGAGGCAUCACACAUUAUUAAUUAAUCUUUUUUUGUUAUACUUUGUUGACUUUGUGAAAUGAAUUUUUGUUGAUUACUUAUAGUGGGUCUAUAAUUCUGGGGCGGUCAAAAAAAUCAGAUUUUCCUCGUAUCUUGAAAAAAACUUUUUCAACUGGGUGAUUGAUAAUUAUAUUAUGAUUAUGUUCCUUAUCAACAAGGUUUAUCACAAAAAAAGUUUGGUGGCUGAAAGUUUUUCAAUCUUUCUUAAAAUCGGAGAAAUUAGGGUGGGUCUAUAAUUAUGGGUCGCAGUGUAGUUUAUUCAUAAAGUCUUUUUGAGAGUUUUAAAGGCGCAUGGUAAGCUACAAUUUUUAAAGGCGCAGGGCAUGUCCUUCAAAAUUGUAUGCUCCUUUAAAUCUUGCUCACUUUUGGGGAUUAGGUUCACGGAAAGAUCAGCGCGAGACGAGAGGGCGCAGAGAAAGCAGACGAUCUUUCAAAUUACCAAUUUCGUUUUCCAGAUAAACUUGCUGAACAACCGGUUAUCGAAAAACGUGUUGCGGACGUCGAAAGUCGUCGAAAAGUAUGCCGCCAUCUCAUUAUACCUCACCAUUGCUCAUCUUACAGCUACCUGUCGUACUAUGAGCAACGGCGGGUCUUCGACCCAUUCCUCACGCCGCCUGGCUGUGCCGCCGAUCAGUUCCAGAGUCAGCCGAAUCCUUGGAUCAACGACACCGUCGACUUCUGGCAGCACGAUAAAAUGUUCGUUUUUUAAGGGAAAGUUGAGGGAUUGACGACUGGAAUGGUGUAGGUUUUGAAAAGAGCAUGCUUCUGGGGAAAUAAUGUGAUUUUUGAUUUGGACCGCGACGCGACCGGAGCGCGCCGAAGAAAAAUAAGAUUGAUUGAAUUUCCUUUCCGAACUCCAAGCUGUAAGGUUACUUGACUAACAAUAUCUGGAAAAAAGUGAAAAUGAUGGUAAAGAAUCAUUUCUUAUGGAACCGCGACGCGACCGCAACUGUUUUGUUUGUUUAUUGCAUCUUCAAUGUAAGAGUACAUGUGCAAUCGACUUUCAUUGAUUUGACUGUGCUUUAAACGGCGGCAGGAGCUGUGGCUUAGGCAGAGAAGUUGUGAAUUUCGCUCGUAGAACAUCAGGUACAAGAGAGGUCGUAGGAAGAAAUACGGUGCCGGCUUUCCAAAGGCCGAUGGCAGAGAUUGAGCCUUCCGCAACGCCUUGUAGUAAUUUAAUAAGAAUUUAAUUUUUUGAAUUCCGACAAACCGCUGAGCCGUUAGGUCACUUAAGUAACCAUAUCUGGACAAAAGAAACAAAAUGAAUUUCAUUAAAUCUUUUUUUUAUGAAACCGCGACGCGACCGCAACGCAUUGAGUAAAAUGGGGUUAAACUUUAAACUUCUUCAUUUUUCAAGUUAUCGAGUCUCUCGACCAUCAAAAUUGGGUCGAAAAAGAAAAAUGAAGUUCUAAAAUCAAUUUUUGAUAACCGCGACGCGACCGCAACGCGUUAAGUAAAAUAUAAUUUUCUUGCAUUUCUUCCGAAUUUCCGAGCUUUUUUGUCAAGUGGUUACAAUAUUGAAUGGUACCGUAGAGAAAAAAAAAGAUGGAGUUGGAAAAUAAUUUUUUGAUAGAACCACGACGCGACCGCAACGCGUUGAAGUAAAUCUGGGUUAUUUGAUUUUUUCUCCGAAAUUCCACUUCUCAGCAUGAUAACCGCGACGCGACCGCAACGCGUUGAAGCAACAUGAGUCAGAACUAAACUUUCUAAUUUUCAAGCUUUUUUGUCAGCUGGCUAACAAUAUUGGAACCAAAGAGAAAAAAAAAAGUUUAAAAACCAUUUUUGAUGAAACCGCGACGCGACCGCAACGCAUUGAAAUUUAACAAAGUUAUUAUUCCAAUUGACAUCCAUCGAUAAUUGAUGAGCUUUUGGACCCUUGGAGUACUGAAAACGAGUCUAUAGAGAAAAUGAGAAAGAUAAAAAUGGAUUUUUCAUUGAAACCGCGACGCGACCGCAGCGCGCUACCCUCCGUUGUUUGCUUCUUGAAACUGCUGUUUUCUCUGCGUUCUCGGCGUCUCUCUCAUGUUUACAUGUUUUUUUCAUUUUUCUCUGACCUGAGGGAACAGAGACGCAGACAGGCAGAAAGUUCCAAGUCCCGGCGGAUGGGCUAUAAAAUUUUUUUGGAACAUGAUUUAAAAAUAUAAUUUUUUGUAGUGGUGUAGAAGAUGUACCGUUACAACAAGAAUUUUUCCGCAAAUAUAUUUUUUUUCAGUACGGGAGACAUUUCAACGCGCCGGUUAAAACUGUGGGAAGAGUGCUUUGAAGAGUUGCUGGCGGACCCGCUGGGCCGCGAGACGCUCCAAAAGUUCCUCGACAAGGAGUACUCCGGCGAGAAUUUACGGUUCUGGUGGGAGGUUUGUUGAGCUCAUGGCCAGAUUUCACCUAAAUUUUGGGAUUUGUAGGUACAAAAACUCCGGAAAUGCAGCAGCAGGAUGGUUCCGGUGCUGGUCACGGAGAUUUAUAACGAAUUUAUCGAUACCAACGCCGCGACCUCGCCGGUUAACGUCGAUUGCAAGGUUUCCAUCGAAAAAAAUGGAAAAAAUGAAUAGUUCAUUCACCACUCCUUUUAGACAUCUUUAAAGGCGCAGGGCCUAGUUAAAAAACCUAAUGAUCCUUUAAAUCUGAAUAACAAUCAGUUUCUUCAUGUUGUAUUUAUUCAGGCCUUCAUAGAGCCAAUAUAAUUUGCAGAAUUAGCCAAAAUAGAUAUAGUCCAUUCACCCCUCCCUUUAAAGAUCUUUAAAGGCGCAGUGCCUAGCCAAAAAAGUCGCAUGCUCCUUCAAAAUCAAAGAAGCUUCGCUUUUUCAUAGUUCGUUCAUUCAGGCCUUCCUAGAGCCAAUAAAAAGCGGGAAAAUCAACCAGAAUAGAUAUAGUUCAUUCACCACUCUCUUUAGAAAUCUUAAAGGCGCAGGGCCUCGCCGAAAAAAUACCAUGCUCCUUUAAACCUGAAUAACAAUCAGUUUUUUCAUGGAAUUCUGGUUCAGGCCUUCCCAGAUCCAACAAAAUUCGAGAAAUUAGCCAGGAUUGAAAUAGUCCAUUCAUCCCUCCCUUAAGACAUCUUUAAAGGCGCAGAGGGCCUAUAAAAGCUCCAUGCUCCUUUAAAAUCGAAGAAGCUUCGUUUUUUCACAGUUCACCCAUUCAGGCCUUCAUAGAGCCAUUAAAAUGCGGUAAAAUUAGGCAGAAUGGAUAUAGUCCAUUCACCGCCCCCUUUUGAGAUCUUUAAAGGCGCAUAGCCUAUCCGAAAAAAAAAUAAUGCUCCUUUAAACGUGAAUAACAAUCAGUUUCUUCAUGGUAUACUCGUUCAGGUCUUCAUAAAGCGAUUAAAACUCGAAAAAAAAACCCGGAUUCGAUAUAGUCCAUUCACCACUCUCUUUAGAGAUCUUUGAAGGCGCAGAGGGCCUAUAAAAGUUCCAUGCUUCUUCGAACCCGAGUAAACCUAGUUUCUUUAUAGUUUAUUCACUCAGGUCUUCCUAAAGUCAAUAGAAUUUAAGAAAAAUAUCCAGAAUUGAAAUAGUUCAUUCACCACUUACUUGAGAGGUCUUUAAAGGCGCAGAGUCUAGCCCAUAAUAUUCCCAUGCUCCUUUAAACUGAAUCGUCUGUUCUCUCUUUUCCAUCUGCAGAUUUAUUGUCUCUUUACGUUAGAUCAAAAUAUUUUCAUCCUUUCACUUGCAAAAUUUUGGUCGCACUUGGAAUGGCUUAAAGUCUCACAUAGAAGCUAGCUCAGGUGCUUUCUAAGGCCUAAAAGCGCAAGCCGUUUUGGAUCGGGCGCAUCUUAUAGUGCGUUCGCGUUGAUAUUUAAAAUUCAGCUUACCAUUUGCUUCGACGAGGAAACUUACAGUAACCCUUUUUUACCUUAAAAGUUUUCCCUUCAGGACCAAAUUAAAGUAACAUUAUCUUACUGUUGUAGGUGAUUUUCAAAAAAAAAACCUGUUUACUGAAUUCAAAAUUUCGUUAAUGAAUAAAAUAAACUUUCUAUUCAGGUCAUGGAAAUCACGGAAGAAAACCUCAAGAACCCCAACCGUUGGAGUUUCGACGAGGCGGCGGUAAGAGGCCUACCGUAAUCCUUGUUUGACUACAAUGUUUUCCCUUCAGGACCACAUCUAUUGCCUGAUGAAGAACGACAGUUAUCAGCGAUUCCUCCGAUCCGAUAUCUACAAGGAUUUGGUCGCGCAGUCCAGGAAAAAGGUACAUUUUUUUCUCCAUUCGAAUACAUGAGAAAGUGUGAGCUAACAUGAGCAACACUUUGAAGUUUUAGAGAAUUUUAGCGAGUCCGUUUAUUUUGCAUUUAGAGAAGGGCUUGAUUUAGUUUUGUAGCGGUAGUGUUCACUUAAGGGAAUUCAUGAAAAUAAUUUUGAAAACGGAAAGUAAAAAAGCGGUGUGAUUUAGAAUAGCUCCUUCUGAAAAUUUGUUGUUAUUGCUCAUCUUAGAGGCGUGUUGCUCAUAUUAGAUAGGUACUCAUCCCGGAGAAUACAGCUUCGUUUGGAGUCUAUAGUGAAUACUAGACGUUUAUUGCUCAUGUUAGCUCAUCAAAAGUUUCACAAACCGUGCUCGUGCAUGUACUGUCUUGCCGUGUGUCCACGUCUCCGUUUCGACCAAAGCCACGCCCCCUCAAUUUUUUUGUUGGCGAUUCAAUCGAUAUUUCUAUGAAGCCACGCCCCCACCAUUUUUUCUAUCUCUCGGUUGUUUGGGUUUAGAGCACGUUUACCUCACUAAUCGCACGCAAGGCGUCGCGUCGGAUCGGCGUCGGCGCGUCGUCGUCGUCGGCGUCGUCGUCGCGGAAGGCCCAGACGCCGUCGCCGUUCUCCUCCUCGUCUUGCCUGCUGCUCGCCCCGCCGCCACCGUCGUCGUCGUCGGCCGGCCCACAGUAUGUGUCUAGUCUGCUCCCUCUCCCAUCCACACACACACACACAUACACACUCCAUCACCUCUUCCUUUCAUCCUUCACACAGCUCUCACCGGAAAAAGAUCUUUUUUAAAGAGUCGGAAGUCGGUCCGAGCCCCAUAGAAAGAUUUUCAAAGGGCGUUCAAUGUCUAUAGUCCAUCCGCCGCGACUUGACACUUUUCGUAUGUCUGCGCUCUCUGUUCCCUCACCGGAGAGGUCGGAGGAACAUGAAAAUAGCACGUAAACAGGAGAGGGUCGUCGAGAGACGAGGAGAGCGCAGAGAAAAACAGUCGUUUUUUAGUGAGGCUGUCUGCCUGUCUGCGCUCUCUGUUCCCUCACCGGCGAGGUCGGAGGAACAUGAAAAUAACAGCUCAACAUGAGAGGGUCAUCGAGAGACGAGGAGGGUGCAGAGAAAAACAGCAGUUCCAAGUCGCAAAAACGAACUAUAACAGACUUUUGGACGUUCAAAGUGGUCAACUAUAACGAUAGGAAAGAGAUAGUGCCUGAUUAGUGGAGAGCGCAGACAGGCCACGCCCCUUAGCGUCUCAAGUCAGCCGGGGAAUGAGCUAUAGAACUGAGAUGAUAACUUGAACAGGACCAAAAAAUUUCAUUUUGAAGAAAGAAAAAAACGAAAAAGUACAUGAAAAUCGUUCUUUUUUUUCCGACUAUGGUCCGUUCGAAUUUUGAGGAUUUUAAUCUCUUUUUUCCAAGUUUUCUUUUCUUUUAUAGCCCAAUCUUGACACUUUUCUGCCUGUCUGCGUCUCUUUGUUCCCUCUCCGGCGAAGUGAGAAAAACACGAAAAUAGCACUGAAUAAUGAGAGGAUCGCCGAGAGCCGAGGAGGGCGCAGAGAAAUCCCUUUCAAGUCGUGAAAAACGGACUAUAGAAUAAAAUAGGAUGGAAGACAAGUUUCAGAGCCGUAGUCUGUUCAGGUUUUGAAUUUAAAGAACAAUGACGUAAUUCAAAAAAAAAAAAAUGGUGCUACAGUAUACCAUAUUUUUUGCUUUUCCAAACGUUUAUUCUUUCUAAUUUUUGACUGGUUUUACAAAAAUGAAGCUACGAAUCUCAUCUCGAUUUCAUAAAUCAUUCAAAAAAAUUCGCCGGACUUGGACCGACUUCCCAUAAAAAAACAAAAAAAUCAUGAAUGAAAUUGGGCAAAUUGCACCCUCCGCUACUUUUUUUUUUUCAUUUUUUUUUUCUUCUUUUCAGUUUUGGCCGCCUUUUUGCAUUCUCGCUGCUGAUUUUGAGGAAAGCGCUGUGCACGAAAUACAUUUUUUGAGAAAUUAGGGUUUUCCUGAAGUUUGACGUGGCUUUUUGUGAGUUGGAUUUUUUUUUUUCGAAGCGACGGAUUUUUUCAAAAUAUCCCAUCAUUGGACAAGCUCUGGAUCCAUGUCAAAUUUUAGAAAAACCACGAAAAAUGAAAAAAAAACGAGAAAAAUUAUCUGUUCUGUAUGUUCAAAGACUCUAUGUUGAGAAAUCAAUGUUAGAUGUUCCUCGAAAUCUUUGUCCAUCCGUCUAGAAAGUGCGAACACUUUUUGAAAAUGUUCAUGGUUCGUCGGGACUUGAAACGCGAUCGGCUAGGGAAAAAUGAAUAGACGAAUUUUCUCUGGCUGAUCUAUGCCAUCGCGCGCAAGUCGUUCUAGGUUGGGACGCUCUGAAAAACAGUGCGCCUGACCUGAACCGACUUGCGCGGACUUACAAAGAGCAGACUUUUCCAAGAGACGUUUCAAGUCAAGGCGAAUCAAAUAUACCACGAAUUCUGGAUUGAACUCAAGGAAGGUUAUUCUACCUUGAGUUUUCUGGAACUUGGCCAAAUUAUGUUUUUUGUACCAAUGAAGUUCCAAGCUGCAAAAUUUCCUAUUUUUUGAAAAAUAAGAGCUCGAAGUCUGAAAAUGGCUUUUUGACUGUUCUUUCUUGAAAAUUAGGCGAGUUGAGACUUCCAGGAACCUCGUCUGGUACAUCUAUCAAAUAACUGCAACUGCCGAAAAAAAGCGAUAUCGCUGACGGUAUAUCAACGAUAUCGCAAAAAUGUUGCUCUGUUCUCGCUUGGUUCUCGCAUUUUUCUGAACGUGCAUUGUUAGAAUUUUUGAAAUUUUUUUGAGUUCGCGAUUAAAGCGAGACAAGCGCGAUAUCGCGCCGUAAUUUGCGAGAUAAGUGCGAUAUCGCGCCGAAAUAUGCGAGAUAAACGCGAUAUCGCGCCGAAAUAUGCGAGAUAAACGCGAUAUCGCGCCGUAAUUUGCGAGAGAAACGCGAUGUCGCGCCGGAAUAUGCGAUAGAAACGCGAUGUCGCACCCGCACGAGAACAGAGCCAUAUUUUUGCGAGUUCGUCAAUGUACCGUCACCGAUCUCGCGCCAGUAGGAGUUUUUUGGCCAGGAAACAAAGUAAAAUGACCUUCAAACUUCUCUCGGAAGAGAAUACGAAAAAAAUUGACUCUUUAGGUGAACCAAAAAGGCCCGAAGAGUUUCCUGACGGGCAACCUGCCGUCCUUCUCGACCGCCGUCCGGACGAACCUGCACGUCGGCGGCGGCGGCGUCGCUGCCGCCGGCGGCAGUGGCAGCAGCGGAUCUUCCAGCCAGCCCGGCACCUCCUACUCUCCAACCUCCAACGCGCCUUCCUAA